UUGAUAUAUGUUGUACAUCUAUAUUGCAAUUUCAGAUAAGCUGGACAUGGCUGAAAGACUCAGUAUCAAUGCAAUCACUUCAACAACUGAAGAGUGGACCUGCAAGAUCCAAGUAGUAGACAAAGGACAGCCGCGAGAGAACCAACAAAAGACCAAAAAAUUCCAGCUUAUGCUACUGCAAGAUGAACAAGAAACUCAAGUUGAAGCUCUUAUCUUUGGUGCGGAUAUUGGACAUUAUAAAGAUUUGUUCGAGCCUUUUCAGACUUAUUUGGUGUCCGCAGCAAAUGAGAAGCAAUCAAGCCAUGCCUAUGGAACUCCCAUUCAUGACUUUACUUGGACAAUGGACAGUAGCACAAUUGUUGAACCAAUAGAAAAAGUUAUUCCUCCAGAAGAUCCACUGCCGCCACCAACGCGGCUAACACUUGUACCAUUUGAUGAUCUCGACUAUCGCCCCAUUGGAUAUGAAUUUGGUAUUUCAAUAUAUUCCUGUACAUAUAGUUCAUUGAUUACUACAACACAAUAAUUUCUACCAUCCUUUGAGUUACUUUACGUUCUUUGUUAACUACAAGAUGUUCUUGCCAUUUGUAAUUAACGGUCGCCCUUGGACAUAUGCGCAUAAUGGGAGCAAAAUGCAAGAGUUCAUCAUCAUGGAUUAUCAGUAAG
Lycium ferocissimum is the source of this 663-nucleotide messenger RNA. RefSeq lists its product as uncharacterized. Bases 8 to 523 code for a protein of 171 amino acids. The transcript has 2 exons. Lineage: Eukaryota; Viridiplantae; Streptophyta; Magnoliopsida; Solanales; Solanaceae. The record is from RefSeq and is a predicted model, not a curated record.